AUGAUAUUUGAAGUUGAACAAGUUCAAUUAACAUCAAGUAUUCAACGUUCAAACGAACUUAUACUUCUUUUACAACGUAAUGUUUGGCCUGCAAUUGAAUAUUUGAGUGUUACUAAUGAAGAACUACAUAUUGUUUUACCAAUAAAUGAAGGCAAAUCAACAUCGUGUAUCCAACUUUGUAAACAUGAUCUGCAUGAAAGAUUCAAUGGUACUCGACUACGAUAUUUACUGAUAUGUUAUUUAAAUCUCACUGAUGUUGUCAUAUUACUUGGCUCGUUAACUAUGCCUUUACUUGAAAACAUGAUAUUGGUUGAUUUGUAUGAUCAUAUUAGAACGUGUAACUAUAUCAAACAAAUACUCGAUGCAUCACCAAAUCUUUCACAUCUUGUAGUGACAUGGAAGGAUUUUCGAGAUUGUUCAAAUAGCUACUUAAAUCUUCGCCAUGUCAAUCUCAUAUUAGAACCAUUAUGUCCUGAACCUACAGAAUAUUUUAAUAUUGAUCGAUUAGCUCAAUUAGUAUCUAAUCUACGUUCUCUUGAAAUCAGUUAUACAACUAUUAAGUUAAAUGAAAAUCUUGUUCAAUUUAUUUGGAAAAUUAUUCAUCGACUUGAUCAGUUAGUUUAUUUAAUAGUGAACAAAGAUUGUCUUUAUCAAGUAAAACAUGAAAAAAGGAAAAUGUUCAAAGAAAGACUAUUAGCAGUUGGACAUGAUCAAUUAUUUGAUUGUAAUAAUAUUAAAAUUAAAUUUCGUAGAUACGACUAG
Rotaria sp. Silwood2 is the source of this 762-nucleotide messenger RNA. The record is from the annotation of a GenBank genome assembly. NCBI's taxonomy places the organism in Eukaryota, Metazoa, Rotifera, Eurotatoria, Philodinida, Philodinidae.